AUGUACCAAUCGACACGAAUAUCCUCUUACUUCACGACGACGGGCUAUUUAAUCCCAAUAAUCUCGGUCCUUGCCGUCGCGAUCCUGCCGCGCGACAGGUUUAUUCAGAAUCUCAGCUUGGAGCUCCUUGCCAUCUGCGUUGGUUCGGCUAUGUCUCUCCUCGUCCUCUGGUCCUCUGUCCAGGCACGUAUUCAUACCUCUCCUUCCACAUCCCAGACUACCACGGUAGGCAUACCGCCGUAUAAUUCGUCUCAGUCAGCCGUCUGCGCAGUAUGGCUCUUCACCAAUAUCUGGUUUGCGAACUUUAUGCGGGCGAAGCUGCCUAGCUUCAGCCUGCCUGUGAUAAUCUAUAGCAUCUUGAUCAACAAUAGCACGACUUCCGGGCCCAGGCUUGCCACGACUCAAGCAGUGGAGGCCUUCGUCAAAGAGCAGCUUCUAGCGAUGCUAUUUGGAAUGGCACUAGCAACAGGGGUGUCGCUCUUCAUCCUUCCUAUUAGUAGUCGGAUGAUAGUAAUCGGGCAGUUCAGAGGCCUCGUUUGCCAGCUGAGAAAGGUAGUCAGCCUACAAAAGGAAUAUCUGGCAACUUUAGCAAGAGACGACAUUUUUGACACCGAAACGACGAAUGCCGAAGAGCGAGAAUCUUGGCAGGAGAAGAAGAAGCGGAAGUCCAGGAAGAUGGAGAAGGUGAAGGAUGAGGGUAUGGCCAAGGAGGCAAAAGCAGCGAAGCGUCUAGCAGAGACAACCCAUACAACAAGAGUCUUUACGGGCAAGAUCCAUGACAAUAUGGCAUUUGCCAAGAGAGAUGUGGCUUGGGGAAAGCUUGACGCGAAAGAUCUCGGCGAGAUAGUGGCGAUAAGUUCACUUGCAGAUAUCUUCCACCGAGUCGCCGAACGUCAAAGGCGGAAUGUCGUUAAGGACACACUAGAUGAGAGCACGGCAGAAGGAAAUUGGGAGAAACAAAUGUGGAAUGAUAUGAAACAACUGCACACGACAUUCCAGACUUUUGUGGAAGCAAUCGACCAAGGGCUAGAACAUACUGGCAUCUGCUUGGAAAUUCUCCCGAAACCAAAGGUAACCAAGAAGUCAACGAGAAUCGGAUCGGACGAUGUCGAGGCGCAUGGAGAUGUGGUAAACCCAGGUGACCAGUAUUUUGGUAGCCUUGUGGAUAGGAAAGUCCAGGAAUUCAAAUCGCAGAAUGGAGAUACCACUCGGGCCUGGGUUAAGGAUGACGCCAGCGACGCCAUAUCCAGGAACCAGACGCAACUUUACGUGAUCUUCUACACACAACAGCUGAUGCAUGUGGCCGGGGACGCCCUCCAAGACCUAGUCGCCUUCGCGGACAAGAAAGUUGAGGAUGGCACAAUGAAACAUAAACGCUUAAUCUUCCCUACUGAACGACGGCUAUGGAGAUGGUUGAUGAGUGUCUUCAAAGAACAGGACUCGAGCGUAAAGAAGAACCAGGAUAUCCUAGAGACGAAUAAUAUUGAUUACGGAGAUAGCUUUAACCCUAAGAAGGACCUAGAGCAUCUUCCUGCCACUAAUAUCUGGCAGCAUGUUGGGAACUGGCUUCGUAGGAUCCUGUCAAUGUUAGGAUCUAAGGAGUCCCACUUCGGCUUUCGAGUCGCCGCUGCUACGAUGACAGUCGGUAUCCUGGCGUUCUUAAAGCAAACCCAACAAUUCUUUCAAGAUCAGAGGCUAGAUUGGGCAAUGAUUACCAUCGCUCUGGGAAUGACGAUUACUUCUGGCCAGUCGAUUUUUGGCUUUUUCUGUCGAGUCGGGGGCACAUGUCUAGCUAUGAUCUUCUCACUCAUUAUCUGGUAUACCGUUGACCAGAAGACCCCUGGCGUUAUUAUUCUCCUAUGGUUUUUUAUCUUUAUUGAGUAUUACUUUUUCAAAUUUCCCCGGUUUCUUACAGCCGUUAUGAUUACCAUUACUACUCAGAUCAUUAUUAUCGGUUAUGAGUUGCAGGUAAGACAGCUUGGCGAAGCGGUAGCAACCCAGUCAGGACAGCCAUAUUACCCAACCUACCUUCUGGCUCCGUAUCGGCUCGCUGUUGUCGCAUCAGGCAGUCUGAUUGCGUUCUUCUGGACAAUAUUCCCUUCUCCCCUAACCGAUCGGACUUCGCUUCGACAGGAUUUGUCCGCGACCAUAUACCUUCUCGCUCAAUAUUUCAGCGUCAUACUUUCGACUGUGCAAUCGCAGCGGGAAGGGACAGCAGGCGAUAUCGAGUCAGAAACAUCGCCUGCUUACCACCUUUUAAAAGCUCGGCGUAAGAUUUUCGGCAAGGUUAUGCGUCUCAUGUCCUCGAUUGAGUCUCACAUUAUGUGGCAGCGGUGGGAGCCCAACCUAGGCGGCCGUUUUCCCGUUGAGACAUACCAAGAGAUCAUCAAGCGUAGCGGGCGUAUUAUGAGCUAUCUAACGCUUAUGAGCUACACCCUAACACAUCCGCCGCGAAUACAUAAGACGGAGGACCCCGACGAAGGGCAAGCUUGUUCAUCUAAUGCUGCAGCAGAUGCGCACGAUAAUAGCUGGUGGCCGGCGCUCACAGAGGCCUUCUCGGGAGUAGAACCGACUAACAAUACUUUCCUGUCGACAUUGGCCUUAUUGUCAAACUCGAUUCUUGCAGGCCAGAGCUUGCCACCCUUCCUACUUCUUCCUCAACCUUACGAGAUGAUGCCGAGGCUGAUUCAGCUGCCUAAAAACGACAGGGCCACCGAAUCAGAUCCAGAUGACAAUCCAUCGCUUCCCCAUCGGGACUUCGCACGUGGACGCGGAAACCCGGGACUGACUACCAUCGAUUUGCGCCAGGAAGCCCCAGAUCACGCCGUGGAGAAACGCACCAGACGCGACCAACAUCCCCAGAACAAGCAAGCCGACGUGGCCUUCCCUGGGGAUACAAAAUCUUUGGAUGCAGUCUUGGAGCUGCGUGGCUACGCCGAAUUCGUCGCGAUGCAAGUGUGUAACACGCUGGUAUGCGACGACCUUGAGAGGUUGGUGCGGGCGAUGAGCGGGCUUGUAGGUGUCGUGGAUUUCAGUUUCGGCGUGGACGUGAGCGGUAAGGAUGGCAGAGCCAGCGAGAUGGUUGAAAAGCCGCUGGCCCAGCGGAGGACGACUCGGGUUGUUGCCGCGAUGAGUAAGAAGGCGGUUUAA
Fusarium redolens is the source of this 3150-nucleotide messenger RNA. RefSeq lists its product as uncharacterized. Lineage: Eukaryota; Fungi; Ascomycota; Sordariomycetes; Hypocreales; Nectriaceae. The record is from RefSeq and is a predicted model, not a curated record. Bases 1 to 3150 code for a protein of 1049 amino acids. The transcript is spliced from 4 exons.